GAGCAAUCUGCUACAAUCAUGGCGUCCGUGACAUCCACGCAGACCGCUCACCCCUUCACUUGCAACACCUGUCAGGUUGCCUUCCGCUCCAGCGAUCUGCAACGCACGCACAUGCAGUCAGACUGGCAUCGCUACAACUUGAAACGUCGUGUUGCGUCUCUGCCUCCUCUGACAUCCGAAAUUUUUGCCGAAAAAGUACUUGCCAACAAAGCAACUGCUGCAGCGACGGCUGCCCGCGCCAGCUUCGAGAAGCGAUGUGAACCCUGCGAUAAAACAUACUUCAGCGAAGGCGCAUUCGUGAACCACCUGGGCAGCCAAAAGCACCGUAUUCAUGUUGCAAGAUAUACUGCACGAGGCGGUGGUGUGGAUGGAGCAGACACCGAUAGCAUGGCAGACUCCACAUUCACACUCGGCGAUAGCAUUGAAACCGUAAGCACUACUGCUAGUACAGCACAUGGCGAGGAAGAGACGGAAGAUGCUCUAGACCAGGUUGUGGGUGGCAUGAGCAGGACAAAUUUAGCUGAAGGCCCACAACAACAUACAUCUUCUCAGCCCGCCGGAGCAGAUGGCGAAGACGACGAUUACGAGCACCAAGCAGACCUCAAGCAAUGUCUCUUCUGCAAUUACAUCUCGCCAACCAUGGACCUCAACAUCAACCACAUGUCUCGACAGCAUGGCUUCUUCGUGCCUGAAAAGGAUUACCUGGUAGAUCUACCUGGUUUGAUAAAUUACCUCAGUGAGACGGUCUCUGUGCUGCACCAGUGCUUGCUGUGCCACAAACAGUUGCACACAACUUCCGGAAUUCAGACGCACAUGCGGGACAGAGGUCACUGUAUGAUCGCAUAUGGCACUGAAGAUGAGCAGAUGGACGUGGGCGAGUUCUACGACUUCCGUGCAACCUACUCUGACGAAGACAGCGGGACGGAGGACGAGGGAACGGGUGGAGGCGUUAAGCUUGGUGUAAAGAGAACUGCAAAAACUACCAUCGAGAACGCCAACGGUGAGGACGUUGAGAUGGACGACGAGGAAGGCUGGGAGAGCGAUGGCUCUCUUUCGUCUGUGCCAACGGACGAGAUUACUUCGGUCCCUGUCGAUCAGCCUGACAAAAAAUAUGAGCGACUAGGAGCGCAUCGACAUCACUCCCACACCGAUCCAAGACGUCAUAAGAACAGCGACGGUUUCCACUCUCACUCUCAUGGAGGUUCACAUGCGGUGUACCACGACGACUACGAGCUUCAUUUGCCUUCAGGACGUACCGCUGGUCACCGUAGCCUCAGGGCUUACUAUAGACAAAAUUUGCGUAACUACCCGUCUGCCGAAGAGCGUGAACAGCAGCGUAUGAUUGCUGACGGCCGUCAUGACUCGGAUGCUGAUGACGAGGAUGCUGACACGGAGACGAAUGGUCGCGAUGAUCGGCGUGGCAGGCAGGUGGCGACUCGUGCGAAUGGUGGCACUGGCAUGAUUGGAGUGAGCGAGGCCAAGAAGCGCGAGGUACGGGCAGUGGAAAAGCGAGACGCCAAACGGGCUCAGCGAGCACAAGCACGAUACCAGUGGGGUAACGACAGGAGAGGAAACAUGCAGAAACAUUUCCGCGAUCCUUUGCUGCAGUAGUCUAUUGUCAAGG
Molecule: messenger RNA, 1624 nt
Organism: Sphaerulina musiva SO2202
Lineage: Eukaryota; Fungi; Ascomycota; Dothideomycetes; Mycosphaerellales; Mycosphaerellaceae
Exons: 2
Coding region: 19-1611 (530 amino acids)
Biological process (GO): ribosomal large subunit biogenesis
Cellular component (GO): preribosome, large subunit precursor
Molecular function (GO): nucleic acid binding; zinc ion binding
Source: RefSeq, a predicted model, not a curated record